Molecule: messenger RNA, 519 nt
Organism: Acanthamoeba castellanii str. Neff
Lineage: Eukaryota; Discosea; Longamoebia; Acanthamoebidae
Product: Cofilin/tropomyosin-type actin-binding protein
Exons: 2
Coding region: 1-519 (172 amino acids)
Molecular function (GO): actin binding
Source: RefSeq, a predicted model, not a curated record
AUGUCCAUUGUCUCUGGCACUGGCGCUGUCCGCCUCACCGAAGAUGUGCACUCGGCCGUCCUCGCCGUCAGCCGCCGGUACGACUUCGACGCUUCCUCCUCCGACUCGGAGUCGACGCCCCUCUUCGUGCCCUUCUGCACCCUCAAGCUCGUGGACGGGUCCCAGUCCACCUUCACCAUCGACGUCUCCUCUUCAACGACUCCACACUCCUCCGCUGACGCUGGUGCUGUGCCCGCGACCUGGGAGAGCCUGGUGGCGAGCCUGCCGCGCGACCAGUGCCGCAUGGCCGUGGCCCAGGUGCCGUGGCGCGCGCACUCUGACAGCGUCGUGCGCACGCGCCUGGUGUUCCUUCUCUGGGCGCCCGACUCGACGUCGACCAAGGAGCGCAUGAUGGCGAGCAUGUUCUCCAAGGGCGCCAAGGGCCUGAUCGACCACCUGCCGGUGCAGGCCUCGGGCGUGGAUGACCUCUCGCUGGAGGACGUGGAGAACAAGAUCCGCGCCAAGGCCACCGUCAAGUAA